Leucoraja erinaceus (little skate) is the source of this 4277-nucleotide messenger RNA. It is a transcript of the gene klhl2, whose product is annotated as kelch-like family member 2. The record is from RefSeq and is a predicted model, not a curated record. NCBI's taxonomy places the organism in Eukaryota, Metazoa, Chordata, Chondrichthyes, Rajiformes, Rajidae. The transcript has 16 exons. Gene Ontology annotation, molecular function: protein binding. The coding region runs from base 314 to 2155 and encodes 613 amino acids.
UUGGAGCUGCCUUGCUGGGAGGGUCGCGGUGAGAGUGGUGGCAGGCAGUGGCUGCGGGCGGCGGGCGGGCAGCAGAGAGCCGGGCGCUCCCUCGGCGACACCGUGUGUGUGUGUGUGUGGUGACAACGGGACGGCACUGACAAUGGACCACAACCACCGAUAGACAGCUCGUCCCUCGUCCCCCCCCGAGCGGAACGGACAACAGUCGAGCACAAUGGACGAACAAUCGAGGUCGUCCCCGAACAGAAGGGAGAACAAACGCGCUCGUUCCUGAGCUGAACGGGCAGCAAAGGCGUUCGCUCCACACACUGGAAUGGUGCAGGGAGCCGUGUUCGCUUUGCGCACUCGGCAACAGGCGGAGACAAUGGAGAUACAGCAGAUGUGCACAAAAUUAUGCCAACAUAAACGCCAUGAUCUGAAGGAUGAUGUUUCUGAGAAACAGUGUCCAGUUACUGUGAAUCCUCGUCAUAUGAAAAAAGCUUUUAAAGUCAUGAAUGAACUGAGAAGUCAGAGUCUUUUGUGUGAUGUAACACUUGUAGCUGAAGACACCGAGAUCCCAGCGCACAAAGUGGUUCUGGCAGCCUGCAGUCCAUACUUUCACGCCAUGUUUACAGGUGAAAUGAGUGAGAGCAAAGCAAAGAGAGUUCGCAUUAAGGAAGUGGACAAAUGGACAUUGAACAUCCUUAUUGACUAUGUUUACACAGCUGAAAUUCAGGUCACAGAAGAGAAUGUUCAGGUGUUGCUUCCAGCAGCAGGGCUCCUGCAGCUACAGGACGUUAGAAAGAGCUGUUGUGAUUUCCUGGAGUCUCAGCUUCAUCCAACCAAUUGUUUAGGAAUUCGAGCUUUUGCUGAUAUGCAUGCCUGCACUGAACUCUUGAAUCAAGCCAACACGUAUGCAGAGCAGCACUUCUCGGAGGUCGUGUCGGGAGAGGAAUUUCUCAACCUUGGUAUAGAUCAAAUAUGCGGCCUGAUCGCCAGCGAUAUGCUCACCAUCUCUUCCGAAGAAAAGGUGUUUGAAGCGGCCAUUGCCUGGGUAAAGCAUGAUAAGGAGCCUCGACAGGAGCACGUGGCACGACUAAUGGAGCAUGUCCGACUACCCCUUCUUACACGUGAAUAUCUGGUGCAGAGAGUGGAAGAGGAAAGCCUGGUCAAAAAUAACAAUGCAUGCAAAGAUUAUCUCAUUGAAGCUAUGAAGUAUCAUCUGCUUCCUGCUGACCAGCGCGCAUUGAUGAAAACCACCAGGACAAGGUUAAGAACACCAGCCAGUGUCCCAAAGGUGCUGGUUGUGGUUGGUGGUCAGGCACCAAAAGCUAUUCGCAGUGUGGAGUGUUAUGAUUUUGCUGAGGAGCGUUGGUACCAAGUUUCUGAGCUUCCCUCUCGAAGAUGCAGAGCAGGUGUGAUGUGUAUGGGCGGGUUAGUCUAUGCUGUUGGCGGUUUUAAUGGAUCUUUAAGGGUGAGAACAGUUGAUUCUUAUGACCCAGUCAAAGACCAGUGGUUCAACAAUGCUAACAUGCAGGACAGACGCAGCACGCUGGGAGCGGCAGUGCUGAAUGGAAUGCUCUAUGCAGUUGGAGGAUUUGACGGGAGUACAGGUUUAUCAUCUGUGGAGGUGUAUAAUGCCAAAGUGAAUGAGUGGUUUCAUGUAGCACCAAUGAACACCAGGAGAAGCAGUGUAGGUGUAGGUGUUGUAGGUGGUGUGCUGUAUGCUGUUGGUGGCUAUGAUGGAGCAUCGCGACAAUGUCUCAGCUCUGUGGAGGCCUACAACUCUGCUAAAAAUGAAUGGGCUUAUAUUGCAGAGAUGAGCACCCGACGCAGUGGAGCAGGUGUGGGAGUUUUAAACGGUUCACUCUAUGCUGUUGGAGGCCACGACGGCCCACUGGUGAGGAAAAGUGUAGAAAUGUAUGAGGUGUCCUCAAACACCUGGAAGCAGGUUGCCGACAUGAAUAUGUGCAGGAGGAAUGCAGGUGUUUGUGCUGUAAAUGGUCUAUUGUAUGUUGCUGGUGGAGAUGAUGGCUCAUGUAACCUUGCAUCAGUGGAAUAUUACAACCCAGCAUUAGAUAAAUGGAUACUUCUACCACAAUGUAUGAGCACUGGAAGAAGCUAUGCAGCUGCCACGUCAUAUUUCGCUUGGGCCGUUCCCAACCCAUCGCUAUGAAUAUUGACUUCUCUAAAUACAGGUGUUACAGUAAUUGACAAACCUUUAUGACUAAAGAUUGCUGGAUUUGGUGAAUUCUGGAUUCUUCAUUGAAACGGCACUUCAUGAAGUAGCCCAACUUUUUAGCACUUGCUAAUGGCCACAUUAAAGCAAGCAUUUAAAGGAGUGUGGAAAAUGACAGACAACCAUGCCUUGUCAGCAAGCACAGAAGAUUAUGAUGAUUGCACUUGAUAGAAGCACUACAUGGAAAGGGACUACAUUACAACUACUAGUAAGUAGUGUUAGAGUGGAGUUUUGAUGUAUAGGAUUUGAAAUUUUCAAAGCUGCUACAGAAAUACUGACUUUUGCCAGGCAAAAAUGGAUUUGAGCAUUACGUCUAAGAAACCAGCACAUUGUUCUGAAUACUACAGGUUAUGGCUUCACAACUUUUGUGAAAAGGAAGCAGUGUAAUGGUUACAAAUGUGUUGCAGCAACUAAUGUUGCUUCCAUAUGCCUGAUUAUAUGGAAGUUGAUUUGUAAGGUGCCAACAGAUGUAUUUGGGUUCCAGGACCAUAAUUUUGUCUACUGUAUGCUGUUGGCGCAGCACGUAAGGACUUGAUAAAAAUAUUUUUAAUUUAUUUUUGAUUCGGUACGGCGAAAAUGCCAGUUGAGAGAAGUAGUAUUUGUAGACGAGGAGUGUUUAACAACACGUUAUCACUUGCGACGGAAAAUAAAGACAGUACCAAAUCUUUUAAAUGCAUUUUGAAUUUUAAUAAUGUUGUUCGAUUAAUAUAAAUGCAGGAAAAUUUUGAACUGUAUAAUUUGUUGCUUGUUUUAUUAAAUCAUGCCCCCAUUUUGAUGCAUUCCUACAUUUCUGUAACUCUUGGUUUACUUGAGAUAGUUCUUGGCAUGAAGAAUAUUGUUGCAAGUUUAUAUUACUAAAUUUGUGUGCAUUUUUCUUGAAUUGCAUGUAGUAUUGCCAAUGUACAGUAUAUUUAUGUAUUGGUUACAUUUUGCUGCUGUUCACUUUGUGUAACACGCCAGUUUUGAUUCUGCAUAAAUGCUGUAUGAAUUCAAUGUGAAUACUGAAUUUAUUUGUUUGGGAAGGGAAAAGUGUUCCUGCAUUACACUAAAUCUGUUUAAAUAAAACUUUCUAUUGUGUUUGAUUGUAAAUUUCCUUUUUUUUAUAGAAAGACUGAGUUGGAUACAUGUGCCUAGAAUUUGAAAGUAUUGUGGCUGGUACUGUUAAAACAGGGGAGAUGAAUUUGAUUUAAGCACGAUAGCCAUUUAUGUAACGUUUUAUUCUUCUUAUCGAGUCCACACACAAGAUUAGUAGUUCAGCCAGAGCUGAACACACUUCUCGGCAUCUGCAUACAAUGGUGUCUGUCUUGCGCUUCUUGUGCUUCUUGUACGUGGUGGUGGAAACAGGGCUGUGUUGUGAAUGCCCUUUCCUUGACCCCGUAAUGUUUUAUUGAUAGUAUAUAAUAAAUAGUAUAUGAUGCAAUGUUAUGGCAUCCUCUCGAAAACCUUGUUUUACCUGCACUGUUUUCAUUCUGCCAAAGAUAUUCAGGACUUUGUAUCAGUAACAUUUUGUGUAUGCACUUUUACUAGCCAGUUUCUGAUGGAGACAACUUUUGUUCAAAUCUGAACAACUUUGGCUAAUAGCUAUUAUGAUCACAACUAUUUAAACUAAUGUCCUCUCUUUAAUAGAAUAUAGAGCAAUAAAAUUUACGAAUAGGUCGUUUAGUCCCUGAUAUCUAUCUAGGCAUCUUGUAAUUUUAUAUACUUCCAUCAGGUCAUCCCCACUCCAGCUUCUGACUCUCCAAGGCAAACAAUCUAAAUGUGUCUAAAUUCCCCUUUUUGUAGGUAAUACAAUAUCUUCCUGGUGAACGUGUUAUGUGACCCUUCCAAAGCCUUCACAUCCUUUUAGUAAUGCAAAGACUAGAACUGCUCCAAUACUCCUAACCAAAGCUUUAAUUUUUCUACAAAUCAGUCCUAUGGGCAUUUGCAUGGAACCCAGCUAGUUAUAUCUUUUUUUUCUGACUACAUGGAGCAGUCCUUAUUCCAAACCUACUCGGGCACUAUUCCAGUCCUGAUUCAGACGCUUGAUCAUAAAUGUUGACUAUCUUUUUGCUUCCCCCGA